Schizosaccharomyces cryophilus OY26 is the source of this 216-nucleotide messenger RNA. RefSeq lists its product as uncharacterized. Bases 1 to 216 code for a protein of 71 amino acids. Lineage: Eukaryota; Fungi; Ascomycota; Schizosaccharomycetes; Schizosaccharomycetales; Schizosaccharomycetaceae. The record is from RefSeq and is a predicted model, not a curated record. The transcript has 2 exons.
AUGCUAUUCGGUGAAAAUGUCUUAAAAUUAAAAUUUGCGACUUCGUUCGAGUGUGUUAUUCAGCGAAAAUUUGUUAAAAUUGAAAGUCUGCCAGGGUUAUUCACUGACACUGCCUGUACUAUUCUCACUGCAUCAAUACAGUUUGCGACUUCCUUCGAGUAUGUUAUUCAGCGAAAAAUUGUUAAUAUUUCAAAGUUUGCUUGUACUACUCACUGA